GCUGUUCGGAAACUGCAUUAACUUUAUACCAUACUAGUAAUAACAGCUGCAAUAAUGUACGCCCUUUUCCUCUCAGUGCAUUAGAUAUAUCUCAAUGUUGCUUUUUUAAUACGUUUCAGGCCAUGUUGAAUUUAAUAUCGAUAUAAGCAGGACGCCUUCCAAAAAGCUGGACACGACUUGCAAUGCUGAAGGCAAGGAACAAAGCUCGAGUAUUUAGACAGACUUGAUUUUAUGAUGAUAAUAAUUGUAUGUAAGUUAUCUUCCAUUCAGUGUACUAACGCGACUUUAAUUGGCCUCUUUAAAUGAGUAGGGCUCCACACUAAGCUUCCCAUAUCCAGCCAGAGAGCUUUCACAAAACAACACAGUGUGUAUGGAAACGUUAGGUUAGACAAGAAACGAUUAACGUUAGCGUUAGAUGCACUUUAGAGCUCUUCAAAGACAACAAUAGUUCAUUUUCAUGUCAAAUAGUUAUUAUUUUAUUAAUCCCUUUUUUGUAACUUGGGCUUGACAAGUAAAGCUUCCGUUGUUGUGGACACGCGCCUUGUUUACUAUCCGAUGGAGCCGAGCGGCGCCGCAUUUAAGUUGCAGUUUGAGGUGGUUUUCUGAUUGGUGUCCCUUAUAGUCUGCGUCGUUAAAAACCUGCAUUUAGUUGGACAGAGCUCGCUUUUCAAGUGCUAAUGGAUGAUUCCAAGCCGAGGCACAGCAAAAGGCUGCGGGCUGGUACCCGGCGACGUUACCAUGACGACGGCAUCUCAGAUGAGGAGAUUGAUGGAAGGAGGAUGUUUGACCUGGAGGACAAAGUCCACAGUCAGAGGUUCAGUUCUGACAGGGUCCUGCGCAUGGAGGGAAAAGACUUGACAUAUGAGUUCAUCCAGAGAGGUGGCCUGAGGGACCCAAUCAUCUUUGAGAAGCCUGAUGGACUGGGACUCAAGAUGCCUGACCCUGACUUCAGUGUCAAUGACGUCAAGAUGUUUGUUGGUAGCAGACGUAUGAUCGAUGUGAUGGACGUGAGCACUCAGAAAGGGACAGAGAUGUCCAUGGCCCAGUGGACACGUUACUACGAGACUCCUCCGUCUCAGAGAGAGAAGCUUUAUAAUGUCAUCAGCCUGGAGUUCAGCCACACGAAGCUGGAGAACCUGGUCAGGAGACCUGCCACAGUAGAUCUGAUAGACUGGGUGGACAACAUGUGGCCUCGUCACCUGAAAGAGAGACAGAGAGACUCCACCAAUUCUAUCAAUGACAUGCAAUACCCCAAAGUACAGAAAUACUGUCUGAUGAGCGUCGAGGGCUGCUACACUGACUUUCACAUCGACUUUGGUGGGACGUCAGUGUGGUACCACAUACUCCGAGGAAGCAAGGUGUUCUGGCUGAUCCCCCCCACCCCUCAGAGCCUGGAGCUGUAUGAGAACUGGGUGCUGUCGGGGAAACAAGGAGACAUUUUCCUGGGAGACCGAGCAUCUGACUGCCAGAGGGUUGAACUGAAGCAGGGCUGCACCUUCAUCAUACCCUCAGGUUGGAUUCAUGCUGUGUACACACCUGUGGACUCUAUGGUGUUUGGAGGAAACUUCCUACACAGCUUCAACAUCCCUAUGCAACUUAACAUCUGUAAUAUAGAGGACAGAACGCGGGUUCCAUUAAAGUUCCGUUACCCCUUCUACUACGAGAUGUGCUGGUACGUGUUGGAGCGCUAUGUCUUCAGCCUGACAAAGACCUCCUACCUCACACCGGAGUUUCAGAAACACACGCUGGGCAUUGGUUUGAAGAAGCCACCCAGCUCCGAUCCAGACAGUGAGCAGGUGAAAGAAGAAGAGGAGGAGGAGGAGGAGGAGGAGGAGGAGGAGGAGGAAGGGAGCAGCGAGGAAGACUCUUCAGAUCAGAAGUCUGACAAUCCUGCACUCAAAGUUCAUUUGACUCCCCUUGAGCUGGAGGGAAUGUGGAACCUGCUGGGUAAACUGGAGGCUCUUCCCUCCAACAAGAAGUGUGUCCCAGCAGGCAUUCACAAUGCCCCGGCACUCAUUACACACAUCAAGGCUCUACUGAAGGAACGAGCCAAUGACAAUCCCAAACUGUCCUACUCAGGGAAGCCCAUCAUCAGGUGGCCAAAGAGACCCUCAUGGUACCAGCCUCCUCCUCCACCACCACCACCUCCUCGUCCAAAGCUGACCUCCACUCCCAUCAUCCCACGACCACAGAAACCAGCCUCCUCCAUGUCUGUGCUGAGACGGCGCAGAGUCAGGUGUAAGCGCUGUGAAGCCUGUAUGAGACCAGAGUGUGGAGACUGUAACUUCUGCAGAGACAUGAAGAAGUUUGGAGGACCCGGGAAACUCAAGCAGACCUGUGUGCUACGACAGUGUCUCUCUCCGGGCCUUCCUCUGUCUGCAGUAUGUGAGAUCUGCAAGGAGCCCAAUCAGGAGGAAACUGGAGACCCCGCCCUCACUCUGAUGGAAUGUUCCAACUGUGCACAGAUAGUCCAUCCUGCCUGCCUCACGGUUCAGGGUGAAGGAGUGGUGAAUAAAGACCUGCCUAGCUGCUGGGAGUGUCCAAAGUGUGUCCAAGGGAUCACUGACCCAGAGCAGUCUAAAGGAGACAAAGGUGAAGGCCUUCCAGCGAAGCGUAAAUCUUCCUCCCUGCUGGACGCCCGUAUGGCUAAGAUUUACAGACGACAGAGACACAGUCGCGAUGGAGACGACUCUGCCAGUGAUGACGAGGAUGAAGCUUCCCAGAGAAGAAAGGCACUCCGAGGGGGGGGGCAUUCUUCCAGGAGGGGAUUUGGAGCCAACAGGAGAGGCCUGCUGAGAGGAGGCUCGGCCCACAGAGGAAGCAGAGGAGGUCACAUGACUCCCGGCUCCUCGGCCCUCAAGCUAAAGCGAGGGAUGGGCAUGAGGGAUGGUGGGCGGAGGGGACGAGGGGUGAGGCUGAGGGGGGGCUCCAGGAUGCAGCGAAGAGGAGACGAGUCUGAGGAGUCAGACGACGACGACGAUGACGAUGAAGAGGAGGAAGAAGAAGAGGACAGUGAAGACGGAGACAAAGAACGACUGCAUCAUCGUCAACGCAGGAGGAGGCGCAGGACUGAUGAUGAUGAUGAUGAUGAUGAUGAUGAAGAUGAAGAUGACGAUGACGACAGUGAGGGGCAGGAAUUUGACCCUGAAGAUGAGGAGAUGGACACACUGGAAGAUGAAGAGGACGAUGAGGAUGAGGAUGAGGAAGGGCGCUGGGAUUCCGACCCAGAACCCCCGGUCCUCCUGGUGUCUGAUCUAAAUGAUGACCUGCUCAGCGGCUCCUACCUGACUGUCACCCUGCAGCGCCCCCACAAGGCCAAGAGACACUCUGGCUCCAUAGUUCCAAAGCUAGAAGCAGCCAUGGGUGUGAGGACGGCUGCAGUAGGGGGUCAGCAGGGCUUCAUCCAGAGGAAGACGGCUCUGUCCAAACAUUUCCGUCUCAAGAGCGCCGACAUCACAGCUGACGGCGUAACACCAAGAGGACCUGGCAGGCCGCGUCUGCGGGGUAACCAUGGGGACAGAGGCACUAGAGAUCACUCUGUGACGUCCUCAGAGGAAGAGGAAGCUGCUGCUUCUUCUGCGCCCUCUUCCCUGUCCCCUCCGUCCCUGCUGUCGCUGCCGUCCUUUAAGGACGUGGGCAACGAGAGAGGAGGGGAGAAGGAGGUGUGGGUGUCUGUGUUCAGGUACUUGGACAGAACCGAGCUGCUGGCCUGCAUGACCGUCUGUAAGGCCUGGUACAAGUGGAGCUGUGACAAGCGUCUGUGGAGCCACGUGGACGUGAGUCGGUGCAGCCCGCUCAGUAACCAGGCCCUGGCUGGCAUCGUUAAACGCCAGCCAGCCUCUCUGGAUCUGUCCUGGACCCCUCUGGCCAAGAGACAGUUCAACUGUCUGCUCACCAGGCUCCCAGGUCUGAGGGAGCUUAGGGUGACUGGUCUGUCCUGGUCCUGUCUGUCAGCAUUGGUCUCUCCCACGCUGCCCUACCUGCGGCUGCUGGACCUGCGCUGGUGUGAAGGCCUUAAAGAUGCCCAGAUAAAAGAGAUCAUCACCCCACCUGGCUCUGAGACGUCCCGCAGUAGACUGAGGAACAUGGUGACGCUGCGUCUGUCCGGUGUGGAUGUCAAUGAAUCCACUCUGAGGCUGCUCCAGCGCCACAUGCCCCAGCUGGAGAGACUGGACCUGGCUCACUGCAAGGACAUAACUGACUCGUGUAUCAGCCUGCUGGCAGCAUCCGGGACUCACAGCCGCAACACUCUCACUGAACUCACACUGGCAGGUUGUUGUGAGCUGACCGACGGCUGUCUCUCCUACCUGAAGCGUCUUUCAUCUCUGACUCUGCUGGACCUCAGAGGCUGUAAGAGCAUCAGCAGACGAGCCUGUGACGCCUUCAUAUCUGACCUGUCCCACGUUGCACUCUACUGUAUGAUGGAGGAGAAGCUCAUCCAGCGCCUUGAUUAACACUAACAGUUGGCUAUGUACCAGUGUAACAAGGUGUUUGAGAGAAGAAUUACUACAACAACAAAAAGCUCAACCUUUUGUGUAGGUUGUUCUUGUGAACAUGAAGAGCACCAAACCUUGAGUUGGCCUUCAGAAACAUUAAACCUGAGCUAACUGGCAGCCGUGGCACCACAGCUCCUACAAUCCUACCGUCUUGUUUCAACAUGUAAAUAAAGAUCUCUUCCACUUGUACAAAUGUGUGUUUUUCACUAAUGAAACGAGGCUAGCAGUUUCUCUCGCUGAGGCUCCACACUCCCAAUUUAAUAACAAUCUUCUGGCAAGACUACAAACAAGCAUUUUUUCAAAAUGUCAGAAUCGUCCUUUUUAAAAAGUCUUAACUUGCAGAAUGUACACAUCAUGUUUAACCAGAAGUCUGGCUCAAUAUGAAGCCAGCUCUGUGUACAGCCUGGUGCAGGAUGGAGCCCUGUUUGUAAGAGGUCGUUAUUUUUUGGAUUAAAAAUCAGGGAAACUAGAAAAAUGAGUGUAUGUUUAAAUAGUUGAGUGGUAUUCUGUGUAAAGAAAAUUCCAUGUGUAUGUUUAUUUUUUUAUGUUUCAUCCAUGACUCCAUUGACUUUUUCCAACUGGCAACCUAAUAAAAUGUGAAUGGCU
Cottoperca gobio is the source of this 5102-nucleotide messenger RNA. It is a transcript of the gene kdm2aa, whose product is annotated as lysine (K)-specific demethylase 2Aa. The record is from RefSeq and is a predicted model, not a curated record. Gene Ontology annotation, molecular function: zinc ion binding; protein binding; DNA binding. The transcript is spliced from 25 exons. Lineage: Eukaryota; Metazoa; Chordata; Actinopteri; Perciformes; Bovichtidae. Bases 678 to 4454 code for a protein of 1258 amino acids.